Frankliniella occidentalis (western flower thrips) is the source of this 1095-nucleotide messenger RNA. RefSeq names its product sclerostin domain-containing protein 1-like. The transcript is spliced from 2 exons. Bases 159 to 359 code for a protein of 66 amino acids. Gene Ontology annotation, biological process: negative regulation of BMP signaling pathway; negative regulation of Wnt signaling pathway. NCBI's taxonomy places the organism in Eukaryota, Metazoa, Arthropoda, Insecta, Thysanoptera, Thripidae. Gene Ontology annotation, molecular function: BMP binding. The record is from RefSeq and is a predicted model, not a curated record.
AACGACUGUUUUCACUCGUGCCCAUCCCCGCUCUGUUUGUCCUUCCAGAGGAGGCGUGGCCGGGGUCCUGCCGGCUCCGCUCCAAGCGCUACGUCUCGGACGGGCUGUGCGUCUCCACGCGCCCCGUCAACGAGGUGGUGUGCGCCGUCAGCUGCGUCAUGAACGCCUGGUCCAAGCAGUCGGGCACCCGGCCGCUGCCCUGGCGCUGCACGGACAGCGGCUGGAAGCGGCAGCGGGUCAAGCUGCUGUGUCCGGACGGCUCGACGCGCUCCUACCGCAUCCGCGUCGUGCAGACCUGCCGCUGCGUGCCGCGCGCCCGCGCCACCGCCACCACCCUGGCCAACCAGCUGGAGCAGUGACGACCCGCAGGGUGGCCUUCGCGGCCGCGACCACGCAGCUCCGCGACCAUGAGCAGCGCCGGGAGGGUGUCCUCGCGGUGAGGGCAGAUCCAAGGACGGCGGCGUCCUGGCGUCCUUGCAACUGCGGGCGACCGACACCACACCACAAGGACCAGCACCGGCAGCGCGUCCCUGCCAUCUUGGCGCCCCCGUCCCCCCGUCAUCCCCCGUCCCCUCCCCCCAGGUUGUUCCCUCCUAUUCUUACACCGGGGCCCGCGCGGUCCGCUCCGAUCGGGCUCAUCGGGGCCCACUGGACCGCGACGGGCCGCGCCGAGACUGACUUUUGUAAGACUGCGCCCGGCCCGACCCGCGACCAGCUCCUCUUACCGCCACGGGGGCCCGCCGGCCGGCCGGCCCGGCUGUGGCUGCGAGCUCGGUCAAGGGCUCCGCGAAGAAGGCGGGGGCGGAAUUAGUAGCCGGUCAACCAUACCCCGCCCCGCGUUAAGUACCGUACCGACACCGACUCACUGCGGCUUCCUCUUUUUGUGACGUUUCGGUGGAUGCUCUGCGGCGGGUGCCAGGUCCCAUCCCGUGCCAUCCUCGACAUCAGCCUCCUGCCGAGCGACUCAGGUCCCUACCUUCGUUGUGCACGCGCCCGAACGGGAGGAUCACCGACAGUUAGAGUGUACCAUAUUUUUUCCAUUUUUCUAAAAUUUCAAUGCUAGCUUUUGUAUGUGAAGAAAAAUAUGGGAAAAUU